This is a messenger RNA of Colletotrichum graminicola M1.001, 273 nucleotides long. RefSeq lists its product as uncharacterized. The transcript has 2 exons. Lineage: Eukaryota; Fungi; Ascomycota; Sordariomycetes; Glomerellales; Glomerellaceae. The record is from RefSeq and is a predicted model, not a curated record. The coding region runs from base 1 to 273 and encodes 90 amino acids.
AUGGCACCCAAGAAGUCCGCCGAUUGGAAGGCGCUCUUUGAAGACAAGGGCACCAAGAAUAAACCCAAGAUCCAGAAAAGAUGGAUUCGGUUCGCGGGAGGCCUUAAGACCCUAAUCAUCGCCAAACUCAACGCACGUGUUACUGCAUUAACGCUUAACCCCACCAACUUCUCCGACUAUCGAAAGGUCAAGAAGGCCCUAACAGUAGGUCGGGAAAUUGACUACGCUGAUGCGUGGUCUGUUGUCUUCAGGAUCUGCUGCGACAAGCGCUAA